AUGGAGGGCGUGGAGCACAUGCUGGCGUCGCUGGCGCCGUCGGGGCCCGUGGCGGGGCCCGUGUGCGCGGAGGCGAACGGCAGCUUCGCGGUGGGCGAGCGCUUCAACCGCAGCUGCGAGGAGACGUGCGUGUGCGCCGAGGGCGGGCGCGCCGACUGCCGGCCGCGCUGCCAGCUGCCGCUCUUCCGACGCGGCUCGCGCCUGCUCGACGCCGCCUGCUACGAGAAGGAGGCCGCGCAAGACCCCUGCUGCGCCGUGCUCUUCCGGACGCAGUAA
Messenger RNA from Gryllus bimaculatus (two-spotted cricket), 276 nucleotides. The record is from the annotation of a GenBank genome assembly. NCBI's taxonomy places the organism in Eukaryota, Metazoa, Arthropoda, Insecta, Orthoptera, Gryllidae.